This is a messenger RNA of Trichoderma citrinoviride, 1035 nucleotides long. RefSeq lists its product as hypothetical. The transcript has a single exon. NCBI's taxonomy places the organism in Eukaryota, Fungi, Ascomycota, Sordariomycetes, Hypocreales, Hypocreaceae. The record is from RefSeq and is a predicted model, not a curated record. Gene Ontology annotation, molecular function: protein binding. The coding region runs from base 1 to 1035 and encodes 344 amino acids.
AUGUCUCUCCCUCUGCGAACCCGCCCCUGCAACGGUGAGCCCAGUGCUCAGCGAGACCUCACCUCGCACCUCCUCCAACUGCCAGUCGAGCUGGUAGUUGCCAUCGCCUCCCAGGUUCCUCGGCACAGCCAGAUCCUGGCCUCGCAGUCUUGUCGCGCGCUGCGAAACGUCCUCUGCGACAGUCUGCUCCCCGGGGACGACCGUCUCCCGGAGAACCUCCCGAGGCGGGAACAGGUCGAGUUCCUCCUCCACCUGUCGCGAGGCAGCCCCGGCGAAUGGGUCUGCGAGGAAUGCAUGGAGCUGCACCAGGCCUUCAUGCACGACACGCCGGCCAAGCCCAUGUCCGAGGCCUACCUCCCGUGCUUCUUCCCAGGAUUUUUUGGUCAGGGACAAGACCUCAACAUCCACGACAUCUAUGGCUUCAAGAUGAACCAUAGACAUGUCCAGCUGGCGCUGAAGCACGCCCGCCUCGCCGCCACCGAGUCUCUGGACACGACAUACCUCCAGAGACUCCUCCAGCCGCACCACAAGCGGAUCCGCUCGCGGUACACCCGCAAGCACCUUGUCGACGCCAAGUAUUCGGCGUUUCUCAAGGUUGUCGACGGGAGAUUCGUCGUCAAGACGACCUUCGACUUCCGGGAAGGUUACGACAAGGUGCACCGGAAGUACCUUGGAACCGUCGCGCUGUGUGGGCACCAGAUCGCACAGGCCUGCGACGCCCAGGUCGCGCCAGGGCCCUCGUCGUCCGGCUCCAGCGACGACUCGCAUCCGCUGUGGGCGCUCAAGACCGCGGUCAGCGCCGCUUACCAGUCGCCGGGCGAGGAAGUCUCCGGCCGGUGCGAGUUCUGCGGCACCGACUUUGCCGUCAAGGCAUCUCCAGAGCGCGUCACUAUGACCGCCUGGAAGGACUUUGGCCCAGAGGGAACGUCAUACGAUCCCUACUGGCGCUCGCAUGCGAGCAGGGUGUUCAGCACGAGGACCGCCUGCCGCAUGGCCGGGAGCAUCCGGGAGCUGUACGGCGAGGGCACAGCUUAA